AUGGACAAAGUAGCAAACAUCGACACAGAGGACUUGGACGACUACGAGACUGACGUGGCCAAUGAUCUGAGUCGCACCGCACACAACCAGCUCUUCCGCCUCUUCUGCGCCUACGACUUCACCAAUGACCACGAGUUCCAAUACGGACUCGAUGCUGUGUUGAAGGAUGUACCGGAAGAGGACCAGGAUACCGUCGAGGAAGAGGCGAAAGUUUGGUUCUUUAGCAAGAAGUUUACUCCGAUCGAUAUCGAGGCGUAUCGAUUAUGGAAGAAGGAACAGAGCCCACAAGCUGUGCCGACCUCGCCGCCGCUACAAGUAGUUUCAAGUCCAGAGAUUCAAGAGCCAAAAGCAACAUCUCCAUCAGAAGCUCCGAUCGAUCUGCAGCCGGCAUCGGAGGUGUUGCAGGGCGUCGACAAGCUCGAGCAAGACUCAAAUGAGCCUACGCCUUACCCGUCAAAGUUUGCUGAGAUAGCCGAGUUGAUCAGAAGUGGCAAGGAAAUACCUGGCAUCAAACAGAUUCCAGAUCGUCUUACGGAAGAACAGCCGUCGGAAAGCAAUCAGGGUGCAAGGAAGAAGCCGUGGGAACAAUAG
Molecule: messenger RNA, 591 nt
Organism: Saitoella complicata NRRL Y-17804
Lineage: Eukaryota; Fungi; Ascomycota; Saitoellomycetes; Saitoellales; Saitoellaceae
Exons: 2
Coding region: 1-591 (196 amino acids)
Source: RefSeq, a predicted model, not a curated record